GCGGGUUCUCUCAGCAGGAAAAAGCCAGGACGUAAGAUGUGAUCGGAUAUCAAAUUGUGUCGCUAAGACAAUUGUCUGUAUUUGAGAGACAACUGCUUUCUACAAACGCACGUUCUCGUCUCUAGAGAAGGAUGAACGCGGUAUGUAAAAUCAUGUAUUUAUCCGCCGUUACUCACGUUCUCCAAUAACCUCAUUGUUCAGGGCGAACACCGAGGCCUGCGGAACAGCUGAUUGGUUGUUCAGUCCAGCGGUGCACAUCAGGAUUGUCAGAUGUGGACAUCAGUCGUCUGUCAUGGCCAUCGGCAACCACUCGAAUCAGACCUGCUGUGCACUGUGCAUGCACGAGCUCAACCGUGACUGAUCACCGCUUGUUUGCCAACAAAGACCCAAAAUUGAUUUGCAAUACAUGUUUUACACGAGGGCCACUUUAGCCUCUCGUCCAUUUCUGGGCCACAAGAAGACCAGAAGAGCUGCAUCGUUGCCUGAAGUGGCCCACAUCCGAAUGCACCUGUUUUUUUUUUCAUAAUAACACAGCUGUUAGGCAGAGAUGUCCCUGUGAAACUGCUGCUCCUCCACUGUGGCUGUAGAAAGCACCAUGCUGGAUAAACCCAGUGAUAAAGACCAACAGGCUGGCCACUGCUCAGAAUGUGGAUGCACUUUCAGCCAACCAGAGCCCGACUCAACCAGCACGUCAUCCCCUCCCAACCAGCAGCAGACACUCCAGUCCAGGUGUCCGUCCUGCCAGGCCGGCGGCAGUCUCUCCAAUGGCCGACGGCCGCACCGGCGCCUACGCCUGGACCCCCACAUCUGCAGCCUGUGCAACAAAACCUUCAUCUCCUCCGCCCACCUGAACCUUCACCUCACCUCCCACAACAAGGAGAGGAAGUUCAGAUGCAGCACCUGUGGCAAGUUAUUCCACCAGUCCUCCCACCUGAUAGCGCACAAGAUAAUCCACAGCGGAGACAGGCCGUUCAAAUGCCCGGACUGUGGCAAGACCUUCGGCCGCGCCUCGCAUCUGAAGACGCACAGCCGGCUCCACACUGGCGAGAAGCCCUUCAAGUGCUCCUACUGCGACAAGUGUUUCACGCAGAAGGCCGGGCUCCUAGCGCACGUUCGUAUUCACACAGGGGAGCGGCGGUACAAGUGUGAGCGGUGCGGUGAGGGUUUUCGGUCUUUGUCCCUCCUGCUCUCUCACAAGGCCCAGGAGUCCUCUGGGAAGGCCAAGCCAGCAUCUGCAGCAGCACCGACCCAACCCGAGAAAACAGAGGGUAGCACAGAUGAUCUGAAGUGCGGCGUCUGCUGCCGCACCUUUGUCCGAUCGUCGUACAUCCGGCUGCACAUACGCCUUAAAAAAGGACUGCGGCCAUAUCACUGCAAAGUGUGCAACAAGACCUUUGUCAAGCUGGACACCUUUGUGAACCACUGUGAUAAACACUUGAGGAAAAAAAAGGAUAAAAGUAAGGCGGUUAAAGUCAAAGUUGUAAAACCCCCUCUGUUUGUUCCACUCUCCAAUCCUUCAUCACCUCCUCUUCCUCCUGAUCCUGAAUCCUUACCCACUCAGCAUUUAUCCUCAGAAGUCAACACACGCUCCAGGUCAAAAGCAAAGAGUAAAACAGAGCAGUGACCAGGAAGCAGGCAUCCUCUUAGACAAAAAUCAUCUUUAAUGCAAUUCUACGAUGGUCAUAUUAAGAUAUUGUCUUAAAAACACCUGAAACAAAUGAAAGACACUCGUCUCCAAAUUCCCGAAAAGACAAAGAACAAAUUUGCUCCAGAAACACAACAGACUUUAUUAAUUUUUGUUUGCAAAUUGCACAGUUAUGUUAUUUAGAAUACUGAAUUUUAUUGCGAACAAUUCAUUGUUUUUAUUGCACAUUUUAGCUUGUUUGAGCCAUUAGUACAAAUAAUAUAUAUGUGGCAUGCAUUUUCACUUUAAUCUUUUCAUAUAGACAAGGAAAAGAAAUCUCCAAUUGUUGUAAUUCAUGGUUAAUCUGUUGUUUUCUCCACACAGGCCCAUUGGCUUUUAAAACACUUGUACAAAUUACAAAUGCAAAGUAAAUGUAUAUUGUGGGAAAAUAAAGACAGAAACAUA
Messenger RNA from Platichthys flesus (European flounder), 2089 nucleotides. Its product is annotated as zinc finger protein 436-like. Gene Ontology annotation, biological process: regulation of transcription by RNA polymerase II. The transcript has 2 exons. Gene Ontology annotation, cellular component: nucleus. The record is from RefSeq and is a predicted model, not a curated record. Gene Ontology annotation, molecular function: RNA polymerase II cis-regulatory region sequence-specific DNA binding; DNA-binding transcription factor activity, RNA polymerase II-specific. The coding region runs from base 596 to 1624 and encodes 342 amino acids. NCBI's taxonomy places the organism in Eukaryota, Metazoa, Chordata, Actinopteri, Pleuronectiformes, Pleuronectidae.